Molecule: messenger RNA, 3714 nt
Organism: Triplophysa rosa
Lineage: Eukaryota; Metazoa; Chordata; Actinopteri; Cypriniformes; Nemacheilidae
Gene: clcn7
Product: chloride channel 7
Exons: 25
Coding region: 112-2502 (796 amino acids)
Biological process (GO): chloride transport; transmembrane transport
Cellular component (GO): intracellular membrane-bounded organelle; lysosomal membrane
Molecular function (GO): voltage-gated chloride channel activity
Source: RefSeq, a predicted model, not a curated record
AUCGCUUAUGAUUGUUAGUCAUGGGGAAAAGUGUUCGCAGUAGUUCUGCAGUGGUCUUGUAUCACAUGUAGCCGUGUUUAAUAUCAAAACCGGACAGUACCUGCCACUGACAUGGCCAACAUCGCGAAGAAAGUGUCGUGGUCAGGUCGAGGCGAUGAUCGCGGAGAGAGAACUCCACUCUUGAACGGAGCCGAGGAGGUGAAAUACAACAACAGACAGAUCUCAGGUGGCAGUAUAUUUCAUAUAGGCAGGCUGAGUACUGUGGAUCUUGAGGAGGAGAUCACACCUGAAGAGGACAUUGUGAGAAGUCGACCAAAGGAAAUCCCUCACAAUGAGAAGCUACUGUCUCUCAAAUAUGAGAGUCUCGAUUAUGAUAACAGCGAGAACCAAUUGUUUCUGGAGGAAGAAAGACGGAUGAGUCACAUGGGCUUUGGAUGUCUGGAGAUUAAGCGAUGGGUGAUCUGUGGUCUUAUCGGAUUCCUCACCGGUCUCAUUGCAUGCUUCAUAGACAUUGUUGUAGAAAAUCUCGCUGGCUUUAAGUAUUUUCUGGUCAAGCAGAAUAUAGUGAAAUUCACCGAGGUGGGAGGAUUGUCCAUCUCUCUGAUAUUGUGGGCGGUGCUGAACUCUGCAUUCGUGAUGGUUGGCGCCAUCAUUGUGGCUUUUAUUGAGCCAAUUGCGGCAGGUAGUGGAAUCCCACAGAUAAAAUGCUACCUGAAUGGAGUAAAAGUUCCCCGUGUGGUUCGGCUCAAGACUCUGGUGGUUAAAGUCUUGGGGGUGAUCUUCUCUGUUGCCGGAGGCCUCGCUGUAGGAAAGGAAGGACCCAUGAUUCACUCAGGGGCCGUGGUGGCCGCCGGUGUGUCCCAGGGCAGGAGCACUUCACUGAAGAAAGACUUUAAGAUGUUCGAGUAUUUCCGUAGGGACACAGAGAAGAGAGACUUUGUCUCCGCAGGAGCAGCCGCUGGAGUCUCUGCCGCUUUUGGAGCCCCUGUUGGUGGUGUUCUGUUCAGUUUAGAGGAAGGGGCGUCUUUCUGGAACCAGAUGUUAACCUGGAGAAUUUUUUUUGCUUCAAUGAUCUCCACCUUCACGCUGAAUUUCUUCCUCAGUAUUUAUCAUAAGAAGCCAGGAGAGCUUUCCAGCCCCGGUCUCAUUAACUUUGGCCGCUUUGACAGCGAUAUUGUGGAGUAUAAUUUAUAUGAGAUUCCUCUCUUCAUUAUUAUGGGAGCUUUAGGAGGGUUGCUUGGAGCAUUGUUCAAUGUCCUCAAUUACUGGCUAACAAUUUUCAGAAUAAGGUACGUCCACCGGCCAUGCCUGCAAGUGAUGGAAUCCAUGCUGGUUGCUGCGGUGACCGCCACAGUUUCCUUUGCCAUGAUCUAUUUUUCCAACGACUGUCAACCGUUGGGACCGGACCACAAUGAGGAAUAUCCUCUACAGCUCUUCUGUUCUGAUGGGGAAUAUAAUUCCAUGGCAACGGCCUUCUUCAACACACCUGAGCGGAGUGUGAGGAGUCUGUUCCAUAACCCUCCAGGAACUUACAACCCUCUGACUUUGGGAGUUUUCACCUUGGUUUAUUUUUUCCUGGCCGUCUGGACGUACGGCCUGACCGUGUCGGCAGGAGUGUUCAUCCCCUCUCUGCUGAUUGGAGCAGCCUGGGGCCGACUGUUUGGGAUCCUUCUGUCAUUCAUCGCCUCCAGUCAGUCAAUUUGGGCGGAUCCUGGAAAGUACGCUCUCAUAGGUGCUGCGGCCCAACUAGGUGGUAUUGUCAGAAUGACCCUCAGUCUCACAGUCAUCAUGGUAGAAGCCACUGGUAAUGUGACCUAUGGCUUUCCCAUCAUGCUUGUGCUGAUGACUGCCAAGAUCGUCGGGGAUUAUUUUGCAGAGGGCCUAUAUGAUAUCCACAUUAAGCUGCAAAGUGUUCCUUUCCUUCACUGGGAGGCUCCGCAUACUUCUCAUUGGCUGACUGCCAGGGAGGUCAUGAGCUCUCCAGUAACCUGCUUCAACCAAGUGGACAAGGUCGGCACGAUUGUGGAUGUUCUUAGCAACACGUCCACCAAUCACAACGGCUUCCCAGUGGUUGUCCAUUCUACUGGGAGUGAUGAGCCAGGCAAACUCUGCGGCCUUAUUCUCCGCUCGCAGCUCAUUGUUCUUCUCAAACAUAAGGUGUUUGUGGAGAGGGCCUCCUCACGACUUACCCAGAGGAAGCUACAGCUGAAGGACUUCAGAGAUGCGUAUCCGCGAUUUCCCCCCAUCCAGUCCAUUCACGUGUCUCAGGACGAGAGGGAGUGCAUGAUGGACCUGACUGAGUUCAUGAACCCAACCCCUUACACUGUGCCACAGGAGACGUCCCUCCCUCGUGUGUUCAAAUUGUUUCGAGCGCUGGGACUGCGACACCUGGUAGUGAUUGAUAGUGAGAACAUGGUCGUUGGUCUGGUCUCCAGAAAGGACCUUGCACGCUACCACCUGGGUAAACAUGGGCUUGAGGAGCUUCACCUGGCUCAGACAUGAUUGGUCUUCAUGUGCACCUUGUACCCUUGCCUUCAGACCACCAGCUAGGGACCGAAAUAAGGGCCUGGUUAGAGUCUCUUUUGCGUCCGAGAUGCCAAACCUGCACAACAUUUGUUCCACAUUUAGCAUUUCAAGGGCUUAUUUCUGCAUUUGUUUUUUGCCUGUAGGAGUGCAUCUCAAGAGCACAUUAUGUUGUAAUGUUAGUUUUGCACUAUGUGACUUUAUUUAUUACAUGUUAUAUAUUAGUAGAUACGUUUUCGGGAGGUUAUUUCGGGCCUCUCCUAAAGCAUCAGUUUGUCUCACCUUGCGUGUUUAUUAAGAAUAGUUUGAGUUUGAGGUUCACGUCAAUUUGGGUAGAUAUUCUUUUGACAAUGCAUACUGACAUCACAAGGUGUGCCAAGCAUGGCUAUUAUACAGUUUUGAUAUGGCCUCUGCAGUGAUACAAAAAAAGAUUAUGUUCUUUGUGGUCACAGUUUACGCACAAUAUAAAUUAUGAGGACUUGCUAAAAUUAGAUUUCCGGUUAGCUAUUCUUAUGAAGGUGUGGGCACAUGCUGAAGAAAAACAUUUUACGACAUGAAAAUACAUUUGCAGCGUUAAGAAAUCUAUUGGUGAAACUACUAGAUAUUACAAACGGCUCUGUGUUACAGACACGCAAGUACGGUUUAUUAACUUUUGUUUGUUGUUUAGGAUUUUUUAAUUGUUUAAUGAUUUAAUUUAAUUUCAGACAUGUUAGUGUAGGUCCGACCCUAAAAUGUAAUAAAUCCUGUUCACAUGUCUAUUGCCGUCUUUACGUUGGCACGAUUUGGUACGAGCUACUGGUUUUAUAUAGUGUGUUUACUGAGUGACGUUUUUCAGAGAAUGUCUCUAAAGAAUGAAUUUUCUGCCUUAAGCCACAUUUGUUUUCUGUGAAAAUCCAUGCUUUAGAUUAAAUAUAUAAAUCAGUAUUGAACGGAAUGAUCGGUCUAAAAUAUUGACAAGCACUGAUUUGACAUCAAAGUAAAUCAACUCGCCAUUUAUCUGGUUUAGUCUAUGUGCCGAGCAUUCUGUGUGGUUUGUCAUUUGAAGGCAACACCUUUUUGUUUUAAUUUGUCAGUCAGUUUUCUGCUGAUCUCUACUUUUAUAUGGUUGAUGAUUUGAAGUAAAAAAAGUGUUGAAUUUUAUAACCAUUUGACCAACUUUGUGAACUAAUAAAGCUAUGAAUCAUUCAUUGA